AUGACCAAUCUAAUUGUGAAUUAUUUGCCCCAAAAUAUGUCUCAAGAUGAAAUAAGGUCAUUAUUUGGAAGCAUUGGAGAGAUGGAAAGUUGUAAGCUUAUUAGGGAUAAAUACACCGGUCAAAGUCUUGGUUAUGGAUUUGUCAAUUACAGAAAUCCAGCUGAUGCACAGAGGGCUGUAGGAUCUUUGAAUGGUUUAAGAUUACAGAAUAAAAUGAUUAAAGUCUCGAUUGCAAGACCAAGUUGUAGCCUUAUUAAAGGUGCAAAUUUAUAUGUUGGUGGCAUCCCUAAGUCUAUGACUGUACAAGAUCUAGAAAAUUUAUUUUCACCUUGUGGGAAUAUUAUUACAUCCAGGAUACUGAUUGAUCCUAAAACUGAAAAAUCUAAAGGUGUUGGGUUUGUGAGGUUUGACAUGAGACUUGAAGCUGAAAGAGCAAUAAAGCAACUCAACGGGAUUCUACUCUCUGGUUCUUCUGAACCUAUGACUGUAAAAUUUGCUAACCAUCCCAGUUCACUUCAAAAUAUUACAACAACCAUUUCUUGUCAAUCUCCAACUUCUAAACAUCAACAACAAACUUCUCCUUUUUCUCCUAGAGAAAAAUCUGGCGGGUACUGUCUGCUUGUAGAUAAUCUAUCUCCUGAAACUGAUGAAGUGGGUUUGUGGCAGUUGUUUGGACCUUUUGGAGCUGUCCAAAAUGUUCAACUGAUGAGAGAUAACUAUUCAAUAAGUAAAUCAGCUAUCAACACUUCUCACUAUCGACGAUAUGCUUAUGUCACCAUGACCGAUUAUCAUGAUGCUGUCCUUGCAAUAGCCUGGUUGAAUGGUUUAAAAAUAAAUGGUGAAGAACUUCAUGUUUCUUUCAGAAGGGGUGGUAAUGGCGUCAAUAUAAAAGUUUCUGAAGGCUGUGCGUGA
Messenger RNA from Helobdella robusta, 912 nucleotides. RefSeq lists its product as hypothetical. Gene Ontology annotation, cellular component: ribonucleoprotein complex; cytosol. The record is from RefSeq and is a predicted model, not a curated record. Gene Ontology annotation, molecular function: mRNA binding. The transcript has 5 exons. The coding region runs from base 1 to 912 and encodes 303 amino acids. NCBI's taxonomy places the organism in Eukaryota, Metazoa, Annelida, Clitellata, Rhynchobdellida, Glossiphoniidae.